Molecule: messenger RNA, 3772 nt
Organism: Hydra vulgaris (swiftwater hydra)
Lineage: Eukaryota; Metazoa; Cnidaria; Hydrozoa; Anthoathecata; Hydridae
Product: phospholipid-transporting ATPase ID
Biological process (GO): Golgi organization; phospholipid translocation
Cellular component (GO): trans-Golgi network; plasma membrane
Molecular function (GO): ATP binding; ATPase-coupled intramembrane lipid carrier activity; magnesium ion binding
Source: RefSeq, a predicted model, not a curated record
AGUAUUUUUAAAAAUGAUAUAAAAAACAACUCAAAAAUAAAAAAAAUAAAAAAAUAAUAAAAAAAAAAAAUCAAAAGAAAAAAUGGUUUUAAAAAAGAUUUUUUGUCGAAAGCGCACUAAAACUAAAGCUAAUGAAGAUCGUCAUGUUUCUGCACACAAUGCUGAGCAUAACAGUAUAUACUGUAGCAAUUUCAUUAAAACUUCAAAGUAUAACAUUGUUACCUUUCUUCCACUGAAUUUGUUUGAGCAGUUUCGAAAAGCAGCAAAUCUCUACUUUCUUUUUCAAAUAAUUAUAAUGUCAAUUCCCAAAAUCACUGCUUUAAAUCCUGCUUCUACAGCUGUUCCACUUGCUCUUGUUCUUCUUGCUACCAUGAUUAAAGAUGGAUUUGAUGAUUAUGGAAGGCAUAAAAGUGACAGUCAAAUUAAUAAUAAAAUAGCCAAUGUUUUGGAACCAGACGGCCUAAAAAAGAAAAAAUGGCAAGAUGUUUCUACUGGAGAUAUAAUUAAAGUCGAAGAUGAUGAAUCUAUUCCUGCUGAUGUUUUGCUUAUAUCAACACAAAAUCCUAGCGGACUAUGUUUUAUAGAAACUGCAGAUUUAGAUGGCGAAACAAACCUUAAAGUUCGUCAACCACUUUCUGAAACUAAUGAAUUAUUUGUCAAUGAUGUUGCAAUCCAAAGUUUUAAUGGUGAAGUAAAAUGUGAGCCUCCAAACAAUAGACUAGAAAGGUUCACAGGUAAUCUGAUAUGGAAUGAUGUCACUUAUUCUUUGGAUAAUGGAAAUAUUGUACUUAGGGGAUGUGUUUUGCGUAAUACCCCUUGGAUAUAUGGCAUAGUUUUAUAUGCCGGACAUGACUCAAAGUUAAUGAUGAACAGUGGUAAAACUGUCUUUAAACGAACCAAAUUGGAUAGAAUGACAAACCUUUUGGUCAUAUGGAUUGCUAUAUUGCUAGCUUUAAUUUGCUCUUUCUGUUCAUUAAUGUCAUAUUUUAUGGAAAAAAAUAUUGGAAAGAAUUUUCAAAUAUUUUUACCAUGGGAAGAAUUUUACAAGAACAGUCCUGCUUUGAUUGCUCUUAUUAACUGGCCAGGUUUUGUAAUGGUAUUGAAUACUUUAAUACCAAUAUCAUUGUAUAUCAGUGUUGAGUUAAUUCGUUUGGGACAAAGUCUUCUUAUAAGUAAUGAUGUUGAACUCUAUGAUGAAGGUACUGACACACCUGCAAUUGCUAGAAAUACUACCUUAACAGAAGAGCUGGGUCAAAUAGAAUACAUUUUUUCUGAUAAGACCGGAACACUAACACAAAAUAUCAUGGAGUUUAAAAAAUGUUCAAUCAAUGGCAAGAUUUAUGGUCAUAUUGCAAAUUCUAAUGGCGAUUCUCUUGAUAAAGUGGAUGGCAUUGAUUUUUCAUUUAAUAAGUAUUCUGAUCUCUCUUUCCAGUUUUAUGAUCAAAGCUUAAUUGAUGAAAUUAAAAAAAAAGAUGAGCAUUGUAUGGAGUUUUUUCGAAUUCUUGCACUUUGCCACACUGUCAUGGUGGAAGAAAAAAUUGAAGAAAAAGAUCCUUCAAAGAAUGGUUUUGAUGUAACAGAUUUUGUUCCAUGUCAAAGAUCACCAGCUAUCGAGUACCAAGCCCAAUCACCUGACGAAGGAGCACUUGUAGCUGCUUCUAGAAACUUUGGGUUUAUAUUUAAGAGUCGUACUCCUAAUUCUAUUUUAAUUGAAACACCUGCUGGAGAAGAGACCUAUGAGCUUAUAUGUAUCUUAGACUUUGAUAAUGUUAGAAAAAGAAUGUCCGUCAUUGUUAGAAAAAACAAUAUCAUUACCCUUUAUUGUAAAGGGGCAGAUACGGUAUUGUAUGAACUGCUAUCACCUGAGUCUAAGCCAAUAAAAGGUCCUACUCUAGAACAAUUAGAUAUUUUUGCUUCUGAAGGAUUGCGCACAUUAGUGCUAGCCUCUAGAAUUCUCACAGAAGAAGAGCUAACAGAAUGGCAAGCGUUAUACAAGAAAGCAAGCACAGCAAUGGAAGCAAGGGAAGAAAAAUUAAUGCAGGCUUUUGAAAUGAUUGAGAAAAAUUUAACUUUAAUUGGAGCUACAGCUAUUGAAGACAAACUACAGGAUCAUGUACCAGAAACAAUAGCUAAUCUUGCAGAGGCAAACAUUAAGAUUUGGGUACUUACUGGUGAUAAACAAGAAACUGCUAUUAAUAUUGGCUACUCAAGCAUGCUUCUUACUGACAAUCUAAUCGACGUGUUCAUUAUUAACACUGAAGAAAAUGAAAUUGACAUACAGAUGAAGGGUUUUCUUGAAAAAGUCAAUCAAUUUUCAACUUUAAAUCAUAACGAUAUAAAAUCACCUAAAGUUGGAAUUAUUGCUGAUCAUGAUGAUCACUAUGUGCAAGAAAUGACUGAAGAAAAUUGUGAAAAAGAAGGUUUUGGACUUGUGAUUUCAGGAAAAUAUUUGGCUCAUGCACUUUUACCAAAACAUGAAAUGACUUUUUUGGAGCUUGCAAAGUUAUGUAAAGCUGUAAUAUGUUGUCGCGUGACACCUCUUCAAAAAGCGCUUGUUGUGGAACUAGUUAAAAAAAAUGUGAAAGCAACAACAUUAGCUAUUGGAGAUGGUGCAAAUGAUGUUAGCAUGAUUAAAGCUGCACAUAUUGGUGUUGGUAUCAGUGGUAAAGAAGGUCGUCAAGCUGUGUUAGCUGCAGACUAUUCUUUUGCUCAGUUUAGGUUUUUGGAGCGUUUGCUUAUGGUGCAUGGUCGCUGGUCAUACUGGCGAAUGUCAAAGUUCCUUGGUUAUUUCUUCUAUAAAAAUUUUGCUUUUACGCUAGUGCAAUUCUGGUAUUCUUUUUUUAAUGGCUUCACAGCUAUGACUUUGUAUGACACCUGGUUUUUAUCAGUUUACAAUGUUUGCUUUACAUCCCUACCUGUUUUGGCUCUGGGUAUUUUUGACCAGGAUGUUUCUGCAGCUAGUUCAUUGCGUUACCCACGGUUGUACAUCCCAGGUCAAUCAAAUACUUUAUUUAACAAAAAAGCUUUUAUUGUUAAGUUGUUUCAUGGAGUUUUUACUUCAUUAGCAUUAUAUUUUAUUCUCUAUGGAAUAUAUCAUGAUCGUGUCAGUUCUACUGGAAAACCCGAAAGUAUAUAUGACGAAUUAUCAGUUGCUAUUGGAGCUAUUCUAGUAAUUGUUGUAAAUUUGCAAAUGGCAUUCGACACCUGUCAUUGGACUUGGAUUAAUCAUUUUUUUAUUUGGGGAAGUAUUGUGUUUUAUUUUUUAUAUACUUUUGCUACUUACUCUUCUGUUGCGUUUAAUAAAUUGCCAUCGACAUUUCCGUCCGUUGGAGCAGCUGAAAAUACAUUUGGUAGUGGAGUGUUUUGGGCAGCUCUUCUAUUGACUUCAAUUGUUUGUAUAUUGCCGGUUCUUGGUUAUAGAUGGUGCAAACAGAAAUUAUAUCCUACCUUUACAGAAUAUGUUAGGCGUGGUUUAUGGAAAGAAAGUCGUCCUAAAAGACAUCUUCGUGGAAAACACCAUUCUUUGCGUUCACGUCCGGCGUCAACACGUUCUGGUUUUGCUUUUGCGCAGAGAGCUCGUUUAGGGGAAAUGAUUAUGAGCGGCAAAUGGCUUCCAAAAAUAAAAACAAAAUCAAGGCAGUCGUUUGAUAUACCACAGAUUAGCAAAGAUAUUUAGUUUUGAAUAUUGUAAUUUAGAAAAUUAAUCCUUAGUUAUUUUUUAACUUUAUUUAUACCAUGUGCACAAAGAUGUAUUUUAUAUCUUUUUUUCUAU